AUGAUAAACUACGAGAAGAGAUUCGGAGCGUUCAAUCUGCUUUUGAGAUUCUACGGCUCGCAAUGGCCUCGAGCGACGCUACUCGCCCUGCCCAGCGCCAUUCUCGCCGGGCUUCUCUCCGCGUUUAUAUUCGUCGAUAAAACUCAACACCUCUUCCUCCACCCAUACCCCUAUGCCGUAUUCAGCGGCGUCGUCGCCUUCAUCCUCAUCUUCCGCACCAAUCUCAGCUACGCGAGAUACUGGGAGGGGCGAACAAUGCUCGCACAAAUGAGCUCGAAAUGGGGAGACGCCGCAAUCCAGGUGAUAUCGUUUGACGAGGGAGCCAAAGAGCCGGUGCCGGGGGGGAUUCGGUUCCGCUCCGAGUUUGUGCACACCAUGAGCCUCAUGCAUGCGCUCGCGCUGCAGAGACUAAGGGGGGACUCCUACCUGAGCAACUUAACUUAUGGUCGUUUCAUGGACAUCCCACCAGAGCCGCCAGUGGACGCGGAUCAGGUGGAGGAGUGGAACCGAGUGCGUGGAAACAAGUCUUUGGUCUUCCUGAGAGCCCACCGCCCCCACCUGGAGAAGUACUGGCGGGCGCUGCCGCUGGCAGUGCUGGGGGGGGUGAACCCCACGGAGUGCAGCAUCCUGGAACCUUCCCGCGACCGUGUGUACCUGGUGAUGUGCUGGCUGCACCGCGCGCUCGUGGCUCGCCGCAUGGCGGGAGGGAUCUCACAGGACGCCCCUAUCGUGUCCAGAAUAUACCAAGUGUUGUCAGAUGGCAUGCUGGGGUAUGAGAACGCACUCAAGAUAGUGAACACGCCCUUCCCCUUCCCCUUCGCACAGUGCGUGGCUCUCCUCCUGCACAUCAACGCCCUCAUCAUCCCGCUCCUCAUGGCCGACUGGCUAGCAGACCCCUACCUAGCAUCUGCAAUCACCUUCCUCUCCGUCUUCUCCUUCUAUCUUCUCAACGAAGUGGCGAGAGAAAUUGAAGAACCAUUCCGGUUCGACCCAAAUGAUCUCCCCGUGGUUUACCUCCAUCAUAAGUUCAACGAGCGGCUUGUCACGGCGUUUUCACGAAGCGUGUUUCCCGCAGACGGACUGUUUACGCACAUUGAUGAGAAGGAGAUGGCGUGGCUUUUAGCUAAGCACCGGCCGGUGACAGUGGUGAAGGUAGCGGAUGAGAAGGUGGGUGCCAAGGACUGUGUUAUCGAUGUGCUGUGCGGCGACAAGCUUGGAGAGAAGGCUCGGGCCGAGGCUGAUGCCGUAUUCAGCGGCGUCGUCGCCUUCAUCCUCAUCUUCCGCACCAACCUCAGCUACGCGAGAUACUGGGAGGGUAGAACAAUGAUUGCGCAAAUGAGUUCCAAAUGGGGAGAUGCCGCGAUCCAGGUGAUAUCGUUUGACGAGGGAGCCGAGGAGUCGGUGCCGGGCGGGAUUCGAUUCCGCUCUGAGUUUGUGCACACCAUGAGCCUCAUGCACGCGCUUGCGAUGCAGAGACUAAGAGGAGACUCGUACCUCAGCAACUUAACUUAUGGUAGAUUCAUGCACAUCCCACCAGAGCCGCCAGUGGACGCGGAUCAGGUGGAGGAGUGGAACCAUUCUUGUGGCCCCUCCAUUUGCUUUCCUCUCUGCCCCUCUCCCUCUCUGCCUCUCUACUGCUGCUGCACAGGACGUUUCAUGGACAUCCCACCAGAGCCGCCAGUGGACGCGGAUCAGGUGGAGGAGUGGAACCGAGUGCGCGGAAACAAGUCUUUGGUGUUCUUGAGAGCCCACCGCCCCCACCUGGAGAAGUACUGGCGGGCGCUGCCGCUGGCAGUGCUGGGGGGGGUGAACCCCACGGAGUGCAGCAUCCUGGAACCUUCCCGCGACCGUGUGUACCUGGUGAUGUGCUGGCUGCACCACGCGCUCGUGGCUCGCCGCAUGGCGGGAGGGAUUUCCCAAGACGCCCCUAUCGUCUCCAGAAUAUACCAAGUGCUGUCAGACGGCAUGCUGGGGUACGAGAACGCGCUCAAGAUAGUGAACACGCCCUUCCCCUUCCCCUUCGCGCAGUGCGUCGCUCUGCUCCUGCACAUCAACGCCCUCGUAAUUCCCCUCCUUAUGGCCGACUGGCUCGCCGACCCCUUCCUCGCUUCAGCAAUCACCCUGCUCUCCGUCUUCUCCUUCUAUCUUCUCAAUGAAGUGGCAAGAGAAAUUGAAGAGCCGUUUCGCUUCGACCCAAACGAUCUCCCCGUGGUGUACCUCCAUCAUAAGUUUAACGAGCGGCUUGUUACAGCGUUUUCGAGAAGUGUUUUCCCUGCGGAUGGGUUGUUUACGCACAUUGAUGAGAAGGAAAUGGAGUGGCUUUUAGCUAAGCACCGGCCGCUGACGGUGAAGAAAGGAUUGGAGGAGAAGCUGGGAGUGAGUGCCAAGGACUGCGUUGUCGAUGUGCUGUGCGGCGCCAAGCCUGGAGAAAAGAGAUACUGGGAGGGGCGAACCAUGCUCGCACAAAUGAGGUCCGUCGGUUGUCUCAUCCUUUCCAUGUCUCGUCCUUUCCACGUCUCGACCUUCCCAUGCCCCGUCCUUCCCAUGCCCCGUCCUUCCCAUGCCCCGUCCUUCCCAUGCCCCGUCCUUCCCAUGCCCCGUCCUUCCCAUGCCCCGUCCUUCCCAUGCCCCGUCCUUCCCAUGCCCCGUCCUUCCCAUGCCCCGUCCUUCCCAUGCCCCGUCCUUCCCAUGCCCCGUCCUUCCCAUGCCCCGUCCUUCCCAUGCCUCGCCCUCUCUUCUCUUCUCUUCUCUUCUCUUCUCUUCUCUUCUCUUCUCUUCUCUUCUCUUCUCUUCUCUUCUCUCCUCUCCUCUCCUCGCCCUCAUGCAGUUCGAAAUGGGGAGACGCUGCAAUUCAGUCGACUCAAAACCGGGUGGAAUAUGGAUCCCGUCCCAUCUCGUCUCCCCCUCCUCUCCUUCCGUCUGCACCUCUGGCCUUUCCGUUUUCCUCACCCCUCUCGCCCUCCGCAGGUCAUAUCGUUCGAUGAGGGGGGGCAGGAGGAGCCAGUGGAGCCGGGCGGGAUUCGAUUCCGCUCCGAGUUCGUGCACACCAUGAGCCUCAUGCACGCCCUCGCGCUGCAGGUAUGCCUUUUCGGUCGAUUCAUGGACAUCCCAUCAGAGCCGCCAGUGGACGCGGAUCAGGUGGAAGAAUGGAAGCGAGUGCGCGGAAACAAGUCCUCCAUUUUCCUGAGAGCCCACCGCCCCCACCUGGAGAAGUACUGGCGGGCGCUGCCGCUGGCAGUGCUGGGGGGGGUGAACCCCACGGAGUGCAGCAUCCUGGAACCUUCCCGUGACCGUGUCUACCUGGUGAUGUGCUGGCUGCACCGGGCGCUCGUGGCCCGCCGCAUGGCGGGGGGGAUCUCACAAGACGCCCCUAUCGUCUCCAGAAUAUACCAAGUGUUAUCUG
This is a messenger RNA of Closterium sp. NIES-65, 3403 nucleotides long. Lineage: Eukaryota; Viridiplantae; Streptophyta; Zygnematophyceae; Desmidiales; Closteriaceae. The record is from the annotation of a GenBank genome assembly.